GCGACCCCUGUGAUGAAGAAGAAGCUGGAAUAGUGAGUGAGUCAAAAUAGUUCAUUAAAAAUAAAAAUCAAACAAUCAAACAAAAUCUCUUCUGGUCAUUCUACUAAUCUCCCGUUUUUUUUUUUUUUUUUGUUUUCCCAGGUUUUAAAUAUUUCCUCUUUACUUGUCAGCACAUACAGUACAUGCCAAUCAAAGUCUAAUUCUCUUGACUAAUGUUUGAUGUUUUACUGCAGUGCAGUGAUCAACAUUUACAGAGGCUGGGUUUGAAUGCAAACAGCUGCCCAUUCAGUACAUGGUCUGAUGAACGGGGCUCCCAGUACAUACUGGGGUAUGGUUUUCUGCAUGACCUUUUUAACCUACCAAGUAAUGGGUGGCAUUAAUGUAUAGACGAGGUCAUUAGUGAGUAUUCAGUUCUGCUGAACAUGUAAGCGUAUCUACCUGCAGAGAAUAUUAACUUGAGCAUAGGCAAAGGUGGACCAGCACAAAUUCCACACACAUACAUGUACAUACAGUAUAUGCAUGUGCUCACAUUCUGUCUCUCAGUACGCUGUCCUCUCACCUUUUCACUUAAUCUGCCACUUCCAUUUUUAAUCACCUUGUUUUUCAGAACACUACAUUUCAGCAUUUAGAGCAGGACAGAUUUACAUCCCUGCACUGUUUCAGUUUCCAGAGUAAUUGGCUUGAAUUGUGAGGGAAGGAAGGAGAGCGGUCUUCCAUGAAAGUCCCCUUUCCCUGGAAAUAAUGACAUUGGCAACAGAGGACAGAUUUAACAAGAUGGCUGAAUGUUUCUCCUGUACUCAGUGGACAUCACAGGCAGAUACUGUACACACAUCCUGUAAUGACCCUGGGAAUAAUUGUUCCAAUUUCAUUGUACCUGCAGUAUGUUUGUUGCCUAGGUCCUAAUUUUAGUUUUGCAUGACAUUUAUGUGUAAAUGUAUGCUGACCUGCUGAUAUCUGAUUACCCUAAAUCUCAUUUGAACUAUUGCCUCAUAAAACUGGCUCAGUGUUGUUAUAUGAUUAGGCCACCUGGCUCUCUGCCCACUCCCACUCAUGGAGGAUUUCAGGGGAGGUGCUUUGGGUGGAUCCCUCAUGUUUAAUGGAUCAUCCUGUUCCCUAUAUCCCGCCGCCGCUUGUUCCUGCGGGGAACACGGUUGUCCUGAUCGAAUCGCUUUGCGCAUCCCGUGUGUCAAGUUCACCACAGCCGCGGAGCUUCGCGGAAGUUUGCGCGAUACUGUGAGGAAACCAUCCCGCCCGUCCGUCCGUCCGUCCGGACCGUCCUGUACAGAACGUUUCGCACUGCCGCAGCAACACUAGCACCUUGCUGAAAUGGGCGUGUGCGGAGACAGAGGGGAGCACUUGGAAAUCAAACUACACUGACAGAGUUGCUCCUCGUAGCCUCCUUCAGGAACACGCGCCGCUUCCAAAGCGCUCCACAGAGGUUCACCCCCUGCUGCGUAAAUGGAUUAUUUUUUGGGCAUGUCCAGUGUGUUUGUGCCGGGCAGAGAGGAUAAAGUUGACGGAGUCAAACUCAUUACGUGAGCUCCAACAAAAGGCAAACUGAACGUGAAGCACAGUGACUAAAAAAAGUUACCUCGGUUACUUGUAGGUUUACAAAUUAGCCUUUGGGGUUUAUUUAAAAACACCGCCGUAGUGUCGUUAACCGCCCGCUCCUAACGCACCCCGCGGCUCAUUGUAUUUAAAUGACUAUACAUCUCUUUAAAACAAUUUAAACCCAAACGGGCAAGGAAGGAUGGACCCUGCCUGCGGAAAAGCUGGGACGGCGUCUUUGGUCGCCGGCGGCGGAACCGGCGUGAGUGCGAAAGCGCCCAAACAUCUGUGGAGGCAGCAGAACCAGGCAGCGCUCUCUCCGCUCCACCACCACGCGCUGGUAGCGCGCAAGAACGACCGCGUGAGACAAAGAGGCUUUUCGGACACCGAGCGAUACCUCAAUCCGAGGAACAUGGACCGGACUUACGCAGUGGAUACGGGGCACCGACCCGGCCUGAAGAAAUCCAGGAUGUCGUGGCCGUCGUCGUUUCAAGGUCUUCGACGUUUCGAUGUGGACAAUGGUACGUCAUCAGGUCGCAGCCCCCUGGACCCAAUGGCCAGCCCGGGCUCAGGCCUCAUCCUGCAGGCCAAUUUUGUCCACAGCCAACGGAGAGAGUCGUUCCUCUACCGCUCUGACAGCGACUACGACCUCUCACCCAAGUCAAUGUCCCGAAACUCCUCCAUUGCCAGUGAUAUCCAUGGUGACGAUAUGAUUGUAACGCCGUUUGCACAGGUUCUUGCCAGCUUGAGAACUGUACGAAACAACUUUGGUGCAUUAACUAAUAUACAGCAAGACAGAGCGUCUAAUAAGAGAUCACCUAUGUGUAACCCACCGCCUAUCACCAAAACCACCUUUACCGAGGAGGCCUACCAGAAACUGGCCACAGAGACCCUGGAGGAGUUGGACUGGUGCCUGGACCAGCUGGAGACUCUGCAGACCAGACACUCGGUCAGCGAGAUGGCCUCCAACAAGUUCAAGAGGAUGUUGAAUAGGGAGCUGACUCACCUAUCAGAGAUGAGCCGCUCUGGGAACCAGGUGUCUGAGUUCAUCUCCAGCACCUUCCUGGAUAAACAACAUGAAGUGGAGAUGCCGUCUCCUCAAACACAGAAGGACAAGGAGAAGAAGAACAAGCCCAUGUCCCAGAUCAGCGGGGUGAAGAAGCUGCAGCACUCCUCCAGCCUCACAAACUCCAAUAUCCCUCGCUUUGGAGUUAAGACGGAGACAGAGGAUGAGCUUGCAAAGGAGCUGGAACAUGUGAAUAAAUGGGGCCUUAAUGUUUUUAAAAUCUCAGAAUUCUCUGGGAAUCGGCCACUGACAGUCAUGAUGCACACAAUUUUCCAGGAGAGAGACUUGUUAAAAACAUUUAAAAUUCCACUUGACACCUUUAUAACAUACCUGAUGACCUUAGAAGACCACUAUCAUGGCGAUGUGGCCUAUCAUAACAACAUCCAUGCUGCUGAUGUCACCCAGUCCACUCACGUGCUGCUAUCCACCCCCGCCCUUGAGGCCGUGUUCACAGACCUCGAGAUCCUAGCUGCCAUCUUUGCCAGUGCAAUUCAUGACGUGGACCAUCCUGGAGUCUCCAACCAGUUCCUGAUUAACACCAAUUCAGAGCUGGCGCUGAUGUACAAUGAUUCGUCUGUGUUGGAGAACCAUCAUCUAGCCGUUGGUUUCAAGCUCCUACAAGAAGAGAACUGUGACAUCUUCCAAAACCUGACCAAAAAACAAAGACAAUCACUGCGAAAGAUGGUCAUUGACAUCGUGCUAGCAACAGACAUGUCAAAGCACAUGAAUCUACUGGCUGAUCUGAAAACUAUGGUGGAAACCAAGAAGGUGACGAGCUCCGGCGUGCUGCUGCUGGACAACUACUCUGACAGGAUACAGGUUCUCCAAAACAUGGUGCACUGUGCAGACCUGAGUAACCCCACCAAGCCUCUCCAGCUGUACCGGCAGUGGACGGAUCGCAUCAUGGAGGAGUUCUUCAGCCAAGGGGACCGAGAGAGGGAGAGGGGCAUGGAGAUCAGCCCCAUGUGUGACAAACACAAUGCCUCAGUGGAGAAGAACCAGGUCGGCUUCAUCGAUUACAUAGUUCACCCCUUGUGGGAGACGUGGGCUGACCUGGUGCAUCCGGAUGCCCAGGACAUCCUGGACACGCUGGAAGACAACAGGGAGUGGUACCAAAGCACCAUCCCCCAGAGUCCCUCUCCUGCGCUGGAUGAGUCCGAGGACGGCACCCGACCCCCCGGAGGGGACAAGUUCCAAUUCGAGCUCACCCUGGAGGAGGAUGGAGAGUCCGACACUGAGAAAGACAGCGGCAGUCAGCCGGAAGAGGAGGAGGAGGACGAGGAGGAGGAGGAAGAGGAGGAAAACAGCUGUACUGACUCUAAAACACUUUGCACGCAGGACUCUGAAUCAACAGAGAUUCCUUUGGACGAGCAGGUGGGGGAGGUGGAGGAGGAGGAUGAGGUAGCAGAGGAGGGGGAGACCCCCUGCUCACAACCAUGCGCGGUGGAGGACAAGGCAGUAGAGGAGGAGGAGGAAGAGGAGAAAUCCUCAGAAACAUAGCAGUUUAUGAACAGCACCUGAUGAACUGUUCCUCUUAGUAAUGACAGAUGUUUAUCAAUAGAUUAUUUUUGGGUUUUGUGAAGUCUGUCUUGGUUUUUUAUACAUCUGUGUUCAUGGUUCCAAUGCGUGCGCUGCUCUUCACAGUGGCCGAUCCUCCUGUCAGCUUUGUUCAGACACACCCACGGGUACUUCAAGUUUUUUUGCACUCAGGAAAACUCUUUUCCAUUCCCAUUUGUACUGAAGUGCUGUGUCCUUAUUUCACUUCUAAGCCUCCGCUUUCUAACUUUAAGUUUAGGACGUGGACGAGCCCCGCGCUCUUCGUCCAACACAUGAACGUUUUUGCCGUGUUUCUGUGUUUUAUCAAGUGCCCAUACUGUACAGAGGCGGUCGUCGGCGCGUUCGAGGAGAAUCUCCCUCUCGGUUAGCUCGUUUCUUUCCCCGCUACUAAUUAAAAGGCGCGAUAUGCUGCCGUUCUGCUGAAAACCUGACGGGACACCACAGACAUGAAAGCCGCAGCACGCUGGGGAGCUUUUCGAGACACACUUCUGAUGUGCAAGUCUUCCUUGGAACCCUGACUGACACAAAGCUCAAAUCUCAACAGCCAUGAUGCUGUCCCAGACCUCUUUCAUUUUUGUAUUGUACUGUAUGUAAGAUUCAGAUAUUUUCUAGAAUUUACUUUUGCAAACCUAGGUUUUCUUUUGACGAGAGAGAACCUUUGGAAACCGAUGGGCAGCGAUGAGUCACAGACGUUCAGUGUUUUGAAGGCUAUCCUUGAUUGCAUUAGGGUCGUUCUGAGGUGUUUGCACUUGCUCCAAUAGCAUUUAGACUACUGCUCCUGCGCCACUGUACUCGUCUUCAGUUUGUCACGUGAGUUGAGACCUUCAUUUUUGUGACCGCCUGAAUUCUUUACACUCAUUGAACUUGUUUGUGAUGUGUAAGAAGCCUUUAAAACGUAUUAUUGUUGCCUGCAGUUCUUUUGAACACAUCCCAAGACAAUGCAAUGCUUUGUAGUUGAUACCAGAAGCACCUUUUGUAGAUGCUCGAUUAGUAAGUAUGCAGGCAUUGUACCGGUGUUUUAAAGUGACUGGUGUGAUUCUCAGCCAGUAUUAUGAAAGUCUUACUGUGCCCAUUUUUUCUUUUCUGUCAUCUUGAGGUACACAACACCUACCGCUGCAUACCUGCUGAUCCUCAGCCACUGUUUUCUCUUCCUUUCACAUCAGCAUGACUUUUUAUUUUGCCACUGCGACAUUUAACGCAGUUCCUGUCUUUGUUUUUGAAAAGACAAUCAGCUCCAUUGCGUAGUUAUCAUAGAAACCUCUCCUCUAUGUAGAUACUAUAAUGCACUGAUUCAUUCACGUAUCACCACAUUCAUAUUUGUUCACUCUAAUAUACUUAGGCUUUGAACGGUUCUAUAUCACAGCUCGGCCAAGAAUCUUUCCUUUUUCCACGUCUGUCAUUUAUCAUUUACUCUUGAUGUUUUUAUUUAUUGGUAUAUUUUUAUAUUUGUAUUUUAAGUCGGUUUUGCAAUAUGGUGGUACAGUAAAUAGUUCACUGUAGCAUAGACCACAGUACAGGCUUGCAAGUUAUGCUACCCAAAUACAGUACCCUUUUUUUCUGUGUACAUAAAAUCUAGAGAAUCUACAAAAAACAAACAACACAAAAAACUUUGAAUACUGCACACUGCUUUUAUAAAGAGUGCUUGUUUUAACGAUGUGUCAUUUCAAAACCUUUUAUUUAAUCUUUUAUUUUUUGCCAAGAGGUUGUUUUUUUCAUCCUCACCCGAUGCCCUUACCUGUAAUAACAUUUUCUGGUUUUAUCGCUGUUUACAAACAUAUUUAUUGUGCUGUAUAUAAUAUAUAAUUAUUAAUGUUAUUACUAUCAUAAUGCAGUUUGUUGUAAAUUGUUGAUUCUUAAUCAUCCCUUUUGGUGAUGGCGUGGCUGUAUUAUGUACCUCUUGUUGAGAGAAUGUUUUAUUACACAUGAGCUUCUGUGUAAAGACGAUCCAUCGACGUGUUGCUUAGCUGAGGACUGUCUCAGUCGAGAGAGGGGCAAAGCCAAAUUGUUUUUUUAAAAAGAAACUGUUCCUUGGCCCAUGGGCUGUGCCUUAAAUUCAACUCAUGUCAUUUCCUUUAGCCUUCGAUUCCGUUCUUUUCUAGAUCUCUUUUGCUGCAUUAGUGAAUCUCUUGGCUUGGGUUUGGCCUGGUCUCCUUUUGUGAAUCUGAAAAAAGUUGCCUUUUUACUCUCGCAGCCAAACUCGAUUUGCAUCAAAAAAAAAACAACCUGUCGCUGGGUACAAAAUGUGUCGUCAGUGUAGAGCUUUGUAGAGAUUUAGGUCGCCCACAAGUCAAAGAUUUGCUUCCUGAGUGAUGUGUGGCCUACAGCUGGAUGUCCAAGAGUCCCAUUCUCUGCAGACGCGGUCUGAACAGCCCUCCCUCCCGUUGCGUCCCGCCUCAAAGCUGGGGCUCAACCUGUUACCUGCGUCCGUCUGGUUGUGCCGCAGCUCCAAACACUGAAUGGGACGCAACAGGAGCGAGACGUUGGGGCUCGACCGCGACCUGCAAAGCACAGAGGCUUAGAGACACAUCUGCAUGUUCAGCCACUGCUGCAUUAAUUACGGCUGGAACACUGACAGUGUGUUAAUGACCUAUGCUCGGCCCACAUUUCCACUCGCAUUACUUGCAAUAGCCAAAACCACUGACAUCUUUCUGCCUGCACAGGAGAGAGUUUAUUUAUAUACCUGUCGUGAGAGGGGGUUGGGGAUCGGGAUGAGUGCAUCACUGUCCCAAAACAGGGGCUCUUACUUUGACACGCAUACUGUAGAUUCUUAACAGCCCUGGACCAAUGGAAACAGUGGGUUCUUUUAUCAUUAUGUGUUCUAUUUUUUUAUGGUAUGGAAGAAAAACACAAACUGUAACUUAAAAAAGGUCUUCAGGACAAUUAUUUUUGGGUUAUGUCUUUAGAAUGCCAACCUGUCUGAAAGUUUCACAGGACAAUUAAAAUAUAAUUUUAAUGGAUUCCUUGUUAAUUGCAGUCUAUUGGAUAGCACUGUAGAUCAUUCAACUUUAUGUAGAAAAACUAAUAAAAAGAAUGGAAAAAAAGUUUUUAUAUGCAAUGAAUUAAAUAAAAGCAUGGGUUGAUUCUG
Messenger RNA from Betta splendens (Siamese fighting fish), 7256 nucleotides. It is a transcript of the gene pde4d, whose product is annotated as phosphodiesterase 4D, cAMP-specific. Lineage: Eukaryota; Metazoa; Chordata; Actinopteri; Anabantiformes; Osphronemidae. Bases 1751 to 4114 code for a protein of 787 amino acids. The record is from RefSeq and is a predicted model, not a curated record. Gene Ontology annotation, cellular component: cytosol; nucleus; perinuclear region of cytoplasm. Gene Ontology annotation, molecular function: 3',5'-cyclic-AMP phosphodiesterase activity. Gene Ontology annotation, biological process: signal transduction. The transcript is spliced from 15 exons.